Messenger RNA from Harpegnathos saltator (Jerdon's jumping ant), 2718 nucleotides. It is a transcript of the gene Metrn, whose product is annotated as meteorin. NCBI's taxonomy places the organism in Eukaryota, Metazoa, Arthropoda, Insecta, Hymenoptera, Formicidae. The transcript is spliced from 3 exons. The coding region runs from base 839 to 1711 and encodes 290 amino acids. The record is from RefSeq and is a predicted model, not a curated record. Gene Ontology annotation, molecular function: hormone activity.
GCGCCCAGACGGAAGCGAGUCGCGAAGGCCCUUCGAGUCGAGGAGGAGAGCAGAGGAGAGAAUAGUCGCGUCGCCUGCUUAGCGGUGUGUCGCUUUUCCGCUCGGUGGUCGCAACCGUCGCAACUGGCUUUGCUUACAAAGCGAGCGCGGGCUGGCUGGUGAGUGGCGACGGUGGUGGCGAACGCUGGCGUCGCUAUGACGCAUACUUCUCGGUCGCCAUUCGCGGAACACGUCGAGGUCGGACCGCGUCUACCCGAUUUGCCAAUUGCUGUCUCCGCCAAGAUGUCGCAUAGCGCCCGAGGAAAAUAACGCGCUCACGAUCAACACAAUGGGACUCUCGGUGGGUGGACUCUGAAAACGAGGACAAUCGACGACGGAGCGUGUGUGUGUGUGUGUGUAUGUAUGUGUAUGUGUUACACGAUUCUGUACGAUGCGUGUGCGACAUCGACCACCGUGUACGGAAGCAACCUGUAUCCCGCUUCCUCGCGAGCAGCUCGAAAACUCGCAGGCACCUCGACCUACGCGAGCGUGAUCGUCGUCGAGCAACAUCUGGAAAGUGCGCUCACGAUCGCAAACCGUGUUCCGUGACCGUGUUCUGCGGUAUUGGAUCUUCCUGGAAAGCCGUGGAGGACACGCGUGAGCAGCUUCUUCGUUGAUAUGCUGUGCGAGCGCGCACAGGAUUAUCCUUUUUGUACUUAAUUUUACGUCGGGCGAGAGAGAAGGCGCGUGCGUCCUGCCUCAUCGUGAUCCCGACGGUAGCGCCUGUGAGGAGGCAUCAGAGAGAUAUGAACGCCUUGUGUAUCGUUUAUUAUCCGCAACGAAUGUGUAAGCAUUGAAAAUGUUACACAAGACUGUUACGACUUUCGUGCUGUUUUUCACCCUCGUAUCCGCCUACGAGCAUACCACCGCGGAUCAGUGCGAUUGGUCCGGAAGCGGAGGAGGAGAGCAUGGUGGUGUCCGACCAGUGUAUCUGCGCUGUGCCCGAGGAACGGUGUUGUGGCGUUAUCCUCGUGGAGCUCUGAGAGUGGUUCUCUCUUUCCCGGCUUCGUCCUCAGAGAAUUCUAUUCCUGGUCGCAGUAAUCUAGGUUUCCGCGCCUGUGUCAAGAUCUCGGGACCAGUACGAGUGUUCCUAGAAGGCAACGGUAAACUGAGGCCUCUCUAUUCUCCGUCCGAUGGCAAGCACGAGUUAUCUCAUCGCUGCUUCCACUCGCGAAAGCUCAUAGCUGCACUCUAUAUGGAAGCGGAGGACGAUUAUUCCUAUAAGAGGGAGAAAGUCAGACUGCAGUAUGACCUGGAGCCGAAUUCGUUGAAAGGAGGAGCAUUGCAUAUACCGGAAGAAGAAGAGGAAUGCAGACCUUGUUCUAUGGAGGAACUUGCCAAGGCUUAUUGCCAGAGUGACUUGGUCGCCAGAGGCACUGUCAGUGCGGUUCAACAGCGGUUCGAUUUGGAGGCUGAGGAAUUGGUGCUCAGGGUCACUAAGAUCCUGCGUCAAGUGGUCCAAGAAACUGAGGGUAACGAGACGGUAUCUGCGAAGAAAAGUGUACGUGUGAGGGUGCCAGCGGCGUGCGACGCACGACACGGUCUCGGCGAAUUCGUGAUAAUGGCCAAACGACGUCUCGGAGACCUGAUCUUGGUGUGUGCGCCCAGACUGGAGGCGUGGGCGAAUGCUGUACGGGAAAUGGACACCGCGCCUUGCGUCCUCAACAGCUAGCGGACGUGAUUUAAGGCGACCGCGCAUUGAGAAGCUGCAUACAAGCAACUGCAAGUUGAGCGUUGCUGGAUCACAGGUACGGCUACGAUAUUGUGCCAGACGUAACCAGAGAAUGUACGAAAACGCUGGCUAGUGAUACCGUGGCGCGACCAGCUACCGAUUUUUUCAUACAAGAAUACAUGCACAUUGUGUAUACAUAGGGAACAUCCAUUCUUCGUGUACAUAGCGCGCACUGUCCAUCGGACUGUCGAUCUCCAAACUGUGAUAUUAUUGUUGCAUUAAGAGGAACGUGGAAUAGCGCGCGUGAGCAACUAAAAGAAAAUUGCUCUAAUACUCGCUCUAGAGAACAAAGACCACAUUAUAUAAAGAAUAUCUCGCGGACAUCGCGCACUUUCCCUCAGCGGAUUUUUCGAUGCGCAUCCUUUUCUACCUGUAGUCUUUUGUAAUUUUUACACAUUGUUGCGGUACAGUUCAAACAUCUAGAAAAAGUUGUUAUAAAGUUGUAUUUAAAUAUUGUUAUAAAAUGUGAUACAUUCCUUACAGAGAAGUAACGAAUCUUGUAAAAUUCCUCAAAUCUUGUAAAAAAUUUUAUAAUGAUAAUAUAACUCACAAAUUGUGUUACAUGUAUAGAGGAUAAGAAACCGAUUUUUUCGGCUUAUUCUGUUAAAGAAGAGCUUAAUAUAUGUUUAAUUAUCUUUUCUCGAUCUGUCUUAUCGUUCGAAAUGGGCGGUUUUUCGUUUUUUGUGCCAUCUGAGAGAAAGCGCGCGAUAAUCAGGACACCCUAUGUACAUCGAAGUUUUCACGUACCACGAGUACGUUGACUUGCAGCGGAGUUGAAUAUAUUUUGUUUUAUAUUGGUUACAGUUAUAUAACAUUGUACAGAUUUAAUAAAUUGUAAGCGUUUUCUUUUUUUUUCUAUAAUUCCGAUGCUAAUCGGGAUAAACUGUUUUUGUCAGUAUAACAGAUGAUAUGUGCGAUAUAAAUAAAGAAGUUGUCUGGAAAAGCGA